ACACUGCCAACAAAUACCAAAAAUCAAACAUUUGCUACUCCCAUAAUCCAUAUAACCUCUCCCCCCCCUGCGUCCAAAACAGGCUUAGCCUCCCCAGCGCCAUCAAUACAAUUUAUAAACACCACCAAGGCUGUGAGACCCUCCCUCACUCAGCCAGCGCAUCCACCACCACAAACCACAAACCACCCCCCAACCCAAGGCAUAUCACACCAGUCAAACUCCCAAAAAAUGGCGACUCCCAUCCUCCAACGAAAGAGCGACAUGGCGUAUCUUGUAUACUUUUUAAUCCACAUCGUCGUCCUUUUCCUGGUCGACCUCUCCCCCCUCUACCCCUCCUCCCUCCGCCCCGCGCUGAGCACCAAACUGCUCGCGUACCAGGCGGAAGUGUACCAGGACCGGUUUUUCGCCAUCGAGAUCCCGUUUUUUGAGUUCUUCCGCUACAUGGAAGCCGUCGUCCACCUCCCCGUCUCCUUCUGGGCCAUCUCCGCCCUCGUGGGCGAGAGCGAGAAGUUAUCUCUCGUCCUGUUUGCGUAUGCGCUCCAGACGGUCAUCACGACGGCGACGUGUAUGUAUGAUUUUAGCCAGUGGGAGGGCGUGGCGGUGGAGGCGAAGUGGCAUUUGGCGAGUUUGUAUGGGCCGUAUUUGUUGAUUGCUACGUAUAUGGCGGUGGAUAUGUGGGGGAGGUUGAGUGGGGAUUUGAAAGAGUUGAGGGGUUUGAGGGCGGGGAAGAAGGGGAACUAA
This is a messenger RNA of Pseudogymnoascus destructans, 741 nucleotides long. RefSeq lists its product as uncharacterized. NCBI's taxonomy places the organism in Eukaryota, Fungi, Ascomycota, Leotiomycetes, Thelebolales, Thelebolaceae. The coding region runs from base 229 to 741 and encodes 170 amino acids. The transcript is spliced from 3 exons. The record is from RefSeq and is a predicted model, not a curated record. Gene Ontology annotation, cellular component: endoplasmic reticulum.